AUGGCGAUUUCGCUACUCGCCAAGUUGCUCAUUACGGGCAUAUCCCUGGGAGUGAUAGCCGGCAUGUCAGUCACAAUAUACUUCGUGGUCACUGACGAGGGCCCCGUCUAUGUCAUAACGACAACCGAAGGGACGGACGAGAGCCCUACGACGCCGGAGAUCCCGACCGAGCUACUGUAUGAAGUAGGCGUCGGGAUUGCUGAUAUGACAGGACCGUGUGUUGAAAUUACGUUCAUGGGAUACGCUGAGUUAUCUCAAUCGGGUGCUGGCAUCCAUACCCGACAGUUCGCUCGAUCCUUUAUCUUCGAGAAAGAUGGCAAAAGGAUCGUUCUUGUCACCGCUGACGUUCAAUCCAUAGGCAUUGCUGUCAGGCGGGAGGUUGUCAGGAAUCUCCAGGCCAUUUACGGCGAAUUAUACACGCUGCAGAAUGUCAUUCUGACCGGAACUCACACUCAUUCGGCGCCGGGCGGGUAUCUGGUAGACUUCAUUCUUGACGUCAGCAUCCUCGGCUUCUCUAGAGAAACCUUCAAUGCAUAUGUGACGGGGAUCACUAAUAGUAUUGUCCGUGCUCAUGAAAACAUGGUGCCAGCCCGUCUGUUUUACAGCACAUCCACGGUCCGCAAUGCCAACAUGAAUAGAUCACCAUACGCGUAUGAAUAUAAUCCACCUGAAGAAAGAGAAAGGUACGAAAGUGACACCGACGACGUACUCACCCAAGUUCGAAUUGUUAAGGAGGACGGCUCUCUGCAUGGCAUAAUGAACUGGUUCGCGGUCCAUACUACCAGCAUGAACAUGACGAACCUGCUGGUAUCUUCAGAUAAUCUGGGCUACGCUUCCAUAAAGAUGGAGGCCAUGUUGAACCCUCAGAAGUUUGUUGGCCAGGCAGACAUCGUAGCCGGUUUCUUCGCGUCGAAUCUCGGCGACGUAUCGCCCAACCUGCGCGGUGCGCGGUGCGAGUUCAGUGGCGAGGCGUGCGACAACCAGUUCCUACUGUGUGCCGCGGGGGAACGCUGCUACUCUUUGGGCCCGGGAGACGACAUGUUUGAGAGCACGAGGAUUAUUGGAACAGCUGUAUAUGAGGGGGCAGUGGAAGCGCUCAACACUGCCGGAGAAGAACUGAGGGGAGACCUCAACGUUGUGCACCAAUUCCUAGACAUGGCUGAACAAGUUGUAUCAAAAUAUGAUCCCGUGGACAGGACCUUUAAUGAGAAUGAACAAGUCACAGGAUGCACGGCUGCGUUGGGUUACAGUUUCGCUUCUGGAACUAUUGAUGGUGCUAACACAUUAAAUAUUACUCAGGGUACAAUAUCAGGCAACCCUCUCCUGGACGACAUCGGCGGCGUUGUAACAUCACCACCUACAGAGGAAGACAUCGAGUGCCACGCGCCUAAGCCUAUUCUACUGAUGACUGGUCGAGCCAACUUCCCGCUCCCUUGGCACCCCAGCAUCGUGUCAGCGACCGUGGUGUACCUGGGCGGGUUGGCCAUCGCCGGCGUGCCCGGGGAGCCGACGACCAUGUCCGGGCGCCGCAUACGCGACGUCAUCGGUAACGCCAUGGAGCGCCUCGGCCUGCCACGCCGCGUCGUCGUCUCGGGGCUCACCAACGAGUACAUCCAUUAUGUGGCCACGCCUGAGGAAUACCAGGUGCAAAGAUACGAGGCAGCUUCUACGAUCUACGGCCCUAACGAGCUGGAUAUCUUCCUGAACAAGUUCGACGAAUUCACCACUGUCGCGAUUGAGGGCGGUACUGUGGAACCAGGGCCAGAGCCCGCCGACAACAUCGAGAGGACAAUCUCACUGAUCCUACCUGUGAUAGUGGACAACUCGCCCAUCGGCGCCAGGUUCGGAGACGUCGUGGAACAGCCUCCCGCGGCCGUUACAAGGGGGGAAACUAUCAGUGCCACCUUUGUGGCUGCAAAUCCUCGCAACAAUCUUCGCCAGGAGUCAUCGCACGCAGUCAUUCAGAGGCAGGAGCUGGGCGAGUGGGUGACGGUCGCCACCGACGCCAAUUGGGAAACCAAGUUCUACUGGGAGCGCGUAUCAACGCUGCUCGGCACGAGUCGAGCAACGUUCGAAUGGACGGUACCAGAUGACGCGCUGGCCGCGGCGUACCGUGUCGUCUACUACGGAGCCCGACGAAGCCUGCUCGGCACAAUCACGGAAUUCGAGGGAUACAGCAACAGCUUUAAUGUUAUAAACUAAUUAUUU
Cydia amplana is the source of this 2208-nucleotide messenger RNA. RefSeq names its product neutral ceramidase-like. NCBI's taxonomy places the organism in Eukaryota, Metazoa, Arthropoda, Insecta, Lepidoptera, Tortricidae. Gene Ontology annotation, molecular function: N-acylsphingosine amidohydrolase activity. Bases 1 to 2202 code for a protein of 733 amino acids. The record is from RefSeq and is a predicted model, not a curated record. Gene Ontology annotation, cellular component: extracellular region. The transcript has 14 exons. Gene Ontology annotation, biological process: sphingosine biosynthetic process; ceramide catabolic process; long-chain fatty acid biosynthetic process.